Molecule: messenger RNA, 474 nt
Organism: Protopolystoma xenopodis
Lineage: Eukaryota; Metazoa; Platyhelminthes; Monogenea; Polystomatidea; Polystomatidae
Source: the annotation of a GenBank genome assembly
AUGAACUUCAAAGAACUAGCUGAGCACAGGAAAUGGAACAAAGAAAAGAAAUCGGGCCAUCCACUCUGUGACUUCUGUGAUUCACGGUUUUACGAGUAUGAGGAUCUAGUCGAACAUGUUCAUUCUAUCCAUUUCACUUGUGAAGUAUGUCACGGCGCAGGACAAUUGGAAGUGUUCAGGGAUCGUGACGAAUUGAACCGUCAUUACACCACUUACCAUUUUACAUGCCAAGAGUGUCAAGAUGCAGGAACAAUGGUUGUCUUUAGCACCCUUAACCAGCUUGGCAUGCAUCGUCUUCAGGAACAUCCUAAUAGCGUUGCAGGUGGUCCUCAUUCCUGGUUGGACUUUAAAAUGGCUCCUCUUUCUGAAUCAGUUCGUGGUGUUGCCUCUAGACGUAAUCCUCGUAUCUCCGGAGGCCGAAUUUAUGGGGGUAAUUUAAAGGCCCAAAUACUUUUCAUCAUCGUCUUGUUUUGA